AUGGCUGAUGGCGAUGAGGCCGAUAAGAACAUUGGGAUGUGGAAAAUCAAGACAUUGAUCAAAUCUCUUGAGGCUGCCAGAGGAAAUGGGACCAGCAUGAUUUCCCUUAUAAUGCCCCCACGUGAUCAAAUAUCUCGUGUUAACAAGAUGCUCGGGGAUGAGUUUGGAACUGCAUCAAACAUCAAAAGCAGGGUGAAUCGACAGUCCGUGCUUGGUGCAAUCACUUCUGCUCAGCAGCGGCUCAAGCUUUACAACAAGGUUCCUCCCAACGGGCUUGUUUUGUACACUGGCACAAUCGUCACUGCAGAUGGGAAGGAAAAGAAGGUGACUUUUGAUUUUGAGCCUUACAGACCUAUCAAUGCGUCUCUUUAUCUCUGUGACAAUAAGUUCCACACUGAAGCAUUGAAUGAGCUCCUGGAGUCUGAUGACAAGUUUGGAUUCAUUAUCAUGGAUGGCAAUGGUACUCUUUUUGGGACCUUGAGUGGUAAUACAAGAGAGGUUCUUCAUAAAUUUACUGUUGAUCUCCCAAAGAAACACGGGAGAGGAGGCCAAUCAGCUCUACGGUUUGCCCGUCUUCGUAUGGAGAAACGUCAUAACUAUGUGAGAAAGACCGCAGAGCUUGCUACCCAGUUUUAUAUCAAUCCUUCUACCAGCCAACCCAAUGUUGCUGGCUUAAUACUCGCUGGUUCUGCUGAUUUCAAAACUCAGCUUAGUCAGUCAGACAUGUUUGAUCCUCGGCUUCAGGCAAAAGUGCUUAAUGUUGUUGAUGUUUCCUAUGGAGGGGAAGACGGCUUUAAUCAGGCUAUCAAACUCUGUGCCGAAAUUCUGUCCAAUGUGAAGCUUAUCCAGGAGCAACGAUUGAUUGGAAAAUACUUUGAGGAGAUCAGCCAGGAUACCGGAAAGUAUGCUUUUGGGGUUGAUGAUACACUAAAAGCUCUGGAGAUGGGGGCUGUUGAGACGCUUAUUGUAUGGGAAAAUCUUGAUAUGAAUAGGUAUGUGUUGAAAAAUAGUGUUACUGGUGAGAUUGUUAUUAAGCAUCUUAAAAAGGAACAGGAGGCCAACCAAGACAACUUUCGGGAUCCUGCAACCUCUGCUGCUUAUGAGGUUCAAGAAAAGAUGUCUCUGCUGGAGUGGUUUGCAAACGAAUACAAACGGUUUGGCUGCACUCUUGAGUUCAUCACCGACAGAUCACAAGAAGGUUCACAGUUUUGCAAAGGUUUUGACGGGAUAGGCGGGAUCCUGCGCUACCAGCUUGACAUGCGAUCAUUUGAUGAAUUCUCUGAUGAUGAAGAGGUAAAUGAUGAUUCUGAAUAG
Molecule: messenger RNA, 1314 nt
Organism: Abrus precatorius (Indian licorice)
Lineage: Eukaryota; Viridiplantae; Streptophyta; Magnoliopsida; Fabales; Fabaceae
Product: eukaryotic peptide chain release factor subunit 1-3-like
Exons: 1
Coding region: 1-1314 (437 amino acids)
Biological process (GO): cytoplasmic translational termination
Cellular component (GO): cytosol; translation release factor complex
Molecular function (GO): sequence-specific mRNA binding; translation release factor activity, codon specific
Source: RefSeq, a predicted model, not a curated record